UAGUGUGUCUGAUGGUCCAAAACGUUUUGAUAUUGUACUUAUUUAUAAACUCUGUUAGACUUCGGGGACCAGAAAGUUCUAUUGGCAGAGGUCGUGUGGAUGUAUUUUACAAUGGAGAAUGGGGAACAAUUUGUGAUGAUGGCUGGGAUUUAAACGAUGCUAAAGUUGUUUGUCGACAACUUGGUUAUGACUAUGCUGGCAGGGCUUUACUAGGAGGUGAUGUUCCACAUGGCAGUGGAAUGAUAUGGUUAGACGAAGUUCGUUGUGUAGGAAAUGAAAAUAAUAUUUCGAGUUGUUCACAUAGUGGAUGGGGAUCACAUAAUUGUACACAUGAUGAAGAUGCUGGUAUACAAUGUUCAGUUAUCAACUCUGUUAGACUUCGGGGACCAGAAAGUUCUAUUGGCAAAGGUCGUGUAGAAGUAUUUUACAAUGGAGAAUGGGGAACAAUUUGUGAUGAUGGCUGGGAUAUAAACGAUGCUAAAGUUGUUUGUCGACAACUUGGUUAUGACUAUGCUCAGGGCUUUACUAGGAGGUAAUGUUCCACAUGGCAGUGGAAGAAUAUGGUUAGACGACGUUCGUUGUGUAGGAAAUGAAAAUAAUAUUUCGAGUUGUUCACAUAGAGAAUGGGGAUUGCAUAAUUGUAGACAUUAUGAAGAUGCUGGUGUACAAUGUUCAGGCUAUAAGGAAAGAUCCUAGUGAUGGGGAAUCAUGUCAAAGAAAUACACUAAAAACCUAAUUCUAAUCGAAGAUCGUAAAAAGUGUCGUGGAAAAUUUGAAAGCUUAUGUAGAAAAUGCUGUAUGUUUGACAUUUUAUCCAUUGUUGAAAUGUAUCUGUAAUACAAAACUACGUGUAAACAAAUUGUAAUCAACCAUAUUAUCAUAUAAAGUAAAUGUACAUAAUAUCAUAAUCUAUAAAAAAGUAAAAUGAUGAAGUUUAAUUUCUGCUAAGAAUAAAAUAUUAUUGACAAAUCAAAUGAUUUACUGAAUUACAUUAUCUUUGACAAUUGACAAA
This is a messenger RNA of Xenia sp. Carnegie-2017, 1012 nucleotides long. RefSeq names its product putative DMBT1-like protein. Lineage: Eukaryota; Metazoa; Cnidaria; Anthozoa; Malacalcyonacea; Xeniidae. Bases 12 to 536 code for a protein of 174 amino acids. Gene Ontology annotation, cellular component: membrane. The record is from RefSeq and is a predicted model, not a curated record. The transcript has 4 exons.